This is a messenger RNA of Salvia hispanica, 876 nucleotides long. NCBI's taxonomy places the organism in Eukaryota, Viridiplantae, Streptophyta, Magnoliopsida, Lamiales, Lamiaceae. The record is from RefSeq and is a predicted model, not a curated record.
AUGACCAAGAUACACCGUUGCAAGAGAGGCUAUAAUAGUGAGAAAAAUACGCUCUCUUGGCUCGUGACGCUAUACUCGUUGUGGCAGAUGGUGGAGAUGCACGAGCUGGUGCCCGGGAAGCGCUUUGACCGUUACCACGAGCUCGGACAGCACGCUUUCGGCCACAAGCUCGGUCUUUGGAUUGUCGUCCCCGUGCAGCUCGUCGUUCUCGCCGGACUCAACAUAGUUUACCUCAUCACCGGCGGCAUAUCGCUCCAAAAGUUUCAUAAUCUAGUCUGUGAAAAUUGCAAAGAAAUAAGGCUCACUUAUUUCAUCCUCAUUUUCUCCUCCGUCCACUUCGUCCUCUCCCAACUCCCCACUUUCAACUCCAUCUCCGGCGUCUCCCUCGCCGCUGCCGUCAUGUCAAUAAGUUAUUCUACGGUGGCUUGGGCGGCUUCGAUUGAGAAAGGUGUUCGAACGGGAGUGGAAUACGGUUAUAAGUCGACAACGAAGGCUGGAACCGUGUUCAACUUCUUCAACGCGCUGGGGAGCAUGGCGUUCGCUUAUGGCGGCCACAACGUGGUGAUGGAGAUUCAAGCGACUAUGCCUUCCACUCCACACAGGCCUUCCAAGAAGCCUAUGUGGAAGGGAGUAAUCGUUGCUUACGUCAUCGUCGCCUUCUGCUACUUUCCUGUUGCUAUAGUUGGAUACUGGGCUUUUGGUAAUGAAGUAAACGAAAACAUUCUCAUAACUUUGAAAGAACCUAGAUGGCUCAUCGCCAUGGCUAACAUGUUUGUCGUGGUUCAUCUAGUUGGCAGCUAUCAGGUUUUCAUACAUCGCUACUCCGCCUUACUUUCUUCAUGCUGCCAACAUUUUCAUUUUAGGCUCAGAUUGUAG